AUGCACAAGCAUCACCACUGCUGUCGAUGCCCGGAAUGCUAUGAGGUGACACGCAUGGCGGCCCUGCGGCGGAUGGAGCCCCCCACUUACGGCGAAUGGCAACACGAGCAGUAUGGCUACGGGGGAUACGGUUCGCAGACGCUGCCUUCCCAGGGGGGUGCCACCCCCACUGCCACUGCCAGGAACAAGGGCAAGCUGAUCCCCACGUCUCGUGACAACGUCCCUCCUGCCCCCCCUAAACAGAGCCAAGGCAAGACUGGCACCCCCAAGAUGAACGGGAACAGCCCAGGCUGGUGGCCUGAGUGCACCUGCUCGAACCGUGACUGGUAUGAACAGGCUAGCCCUUCACCCAUCAUUGUGAAUACAGAUGCCCUGGAGCCAAGUCUGUCUGUGAAUGGCAGUGACGGGAUGUUCAAAUACGAGGAGAUUGUCUUGGAAAGGGGUAAUUCUGGCCUCGGAUUUAGCAUUGCUGGGGGCAUCGAUAACCCACACAUCCCUGAUGAUCCUGGCAUUUUCAUUACCAAAAUUAUCCCAGGUGGAGCAGCAGCCAUGGAUGGGCGGUUGGGGGUGAAUGACUGUGUACUGAGGGUGAAUGAGGUAGAUGUCUCCGAGGUAGUGCACAGCAAGGCUGUGGAGGCGCUGAAGGAGGCGGGGCCUGUGGUGCGGCUUCUUGUGCGGCGAAGGCAACCCCCACCAGAGACUAUAAUGGAGGUCAACUUGAUGAAAGGACCUAAAGGAUUGGGUUUCAGCAUUGCUGGGGGCAUUGGAAACCAACAUAUCCCAGGAGACAACAGCAUCUAUAUCACCAAGAUCAUAGAAGGCGGGGCAGCCCAGAAAGAUGGGCGGCUGCAGAUUGGUGACCGGCUUCUUGCGGUGAACAACACCAACCUGCAGGAUGUGCGGCACGAGGAGGCAGUGGCUGCGCUGAAGAACACCUCUGAUAUGGUGUACCUGAAGGUGGCCAAGCCAGGCAGUCCUCAUCUCAAUGACAUGUAUGCUCCGCCUGACUACGCCAGCACCUUUUCUGCUUUGGCCGACAACCAUAUAAGCCAUAAUCCUGGUCUGGGCUACAUGGGUGGCAUGGAGAGCAAGCCAGCCUACCCUGCACCACCACAGGUCACACCUGCCCGAUACUCGCCUGUGCCACGCCAUAUGAUUGGUGAUGAAGAUUUCACCAGGGAACCCCGGAAGAUUACCUUGCACAAGGGUUCCACAGGUUUGGGCUUCAACAUUGUGGGUGGUGAGGAUGGCGAGGGCAUCUUUGUCUCCUUCAUCCUGGCUGGUGGUCCUGCUGACCUGAGUGGAGAGCUGCGGCGUGGAGACCGAAUUCUCUCGGUGAAUGGUGUCAACCUUCGGAAUGCAACGCAUGAGCAAGCGGCGGCAGCACUGAAGAGGGCUGGGCAGACGGUCACUAUCGUGGCUCAAUACAGGCCUGAAGAGUACAGCCGCUUUGAAUCGAAGAUCCAUGACCUGAGAGAACAGAUGAUGAACAGCAGCAUGAGCUCAGGAUCUGGCUCACUCCGGACAAGUGAAAAGCGGUCUCUCUAUGUCCGGGCCCUGUUCGACUAUGACCGAACUCGGGACAGCUGCUUGCCCAGUCAAGGACUCAGUUUUUCUUAUGGGGACAUCUUACAUGUUAUCAAUGCCUCAGAUGAUGAAUGGUGGCAGGCAAGGCUAGUAACACCUCAUGGAGAGAGUGAGCAGAUUGGGGUCAUCCCCAGCAAGAAGAGAGUGGAAAAGAAGGAAAGGGCGCGGUUGAAAACAGUGAAAUUCCAUGCCCGGACCGGGAUGAUCGAAUCCAACAGGUCGAUCAAAACGAAACGUAAAAAGAGUUUCCGCCUCUCUCGAAAGUUCCCAUUUUACAAGAGCAAAGAGAACAUGGCCCAGGAGAGCAGCGGACAGGAACAGGGAGUGACGUCAAACACCAGUGACAGUGAAAGCAGUUCCAAAGGACAAGAAGACACAAUUCUGUCGUAUGAACCUGUGACCCGGCAAGAAAUUCACUACGCAAGGCCCGUGAUCAUUCUGGGACCCAUGAAGGAUCGAGUCAACGAUGACCUUAUCUCAGAGUUCCCUCACAAAUUUGGCUCCUGUGUGCCACACACUACCAGGCCCCGACGUGAGAAUGAAGUGGAUGGUCAGGAUUACCACUUUGUGGCAUCCCGGGAGCAGAUGGAGAAGGACAUUCAAGACAGCAAGUUUAUUGAGGCGGGGCAGUUCAAUGACAAUCUCUAUGGGACAAGUAUUCAGUCUGUGCGGGCAGUAGCAGAGAGGGGGAAACACUGCAUUCUUGAUGUGUCCGGCAAUGCUAUUAAGCGGUUGCAGCAAGCACAACUGUACUCAAUUGCCAUUUUCAUCAAGCCAAAAUCCAUUGAAGCGCUUAUGGAGAUGAACCGGAGGCAGACGUAUGAGCAAGCCAACAAGGUCUUUGACAAAGCCAUGAAAUUGGAACAGGAGUUCGGAGAGUAUUUUACAGCCAUUGUACAAGGAGACUCUCUGGAGGAGAUUUACAGCAAAAUCAAACAGAUAAUAGAGGACCAAUCUGGGCAUUAUAUUUGGGUCCCAUCCCCUGAGAAACUGUGAAGUUCCACCCCUCCAGUCCACUUCCUUCUGAGAAGAUCAGAGACCCCUCCCCCAAGCCCUCUGCCCCCAAGCAGGGGAGUGUGAAUACUGUUCCUCUCCCUUUUUUAGAUUGUUGAGAAUUCAGUUUUCUAGUCCUGUUUUUUUUCUUGGGAUGGACCAAUCUCAUUCAUCAAGUGACUGUCCCUGCCAUUCCUGCAUGGACCUUCCUGCUGUUUCCUUAGAAACGGAAACAGACCCUAUUUGAGAGUUGUGUGUUUUUUUUCCUUUUAAAUUAUGAUCAGUAAAAUCAAGAAGCAAGAUGGGAGGUGGCAGCUGAGGAGUAGCCUAAAGAGCUGCCAAAGCAACUGACUUGGACAGUGACUGCCCGUUAGACAUACUGAGGAAUGUGGCAUAUGGGGGCAGCUUUCUGAAGAGCAUCGUGAUCACCCAGCACUGUGACCGAAGGAGAGGCAACAGAAUGCAUAUAUUUAUCUGUAUAUGUAGUUAUAAUAUAUAUAUAUACACACACACAUAUAUAUAUAUAUAUUAUAUUUGGACUCAAAUGUGAGGGGGUGUUUAAGUGGUACUGUGUUAAUGCAAGAACUGUACUGCUGCUGUGUCUCAGCCAUUGGGCAUGGAAACCAUGGGGGGAAGGAGCAAACUUUAACGGUACCAGGUGUGUAUUCCAUGCUUUCCAAAGCCAAGGCUGUGGAGAAGGCCGCAUUUGGGAAGAACAGAGGACUGGUGCUGUGACUGGAGCAAGCAGAGGCCUAGAGCCCCAGGUGAACACAGCAGCUGAUCUGAUUAUGAGAAAGCAAAUGGAUUAUGCUACAUAUUGAUUGCACAUUGUUUUAUGUCACCUGAUGUGUUUGCAUGAGAGGCUUUUUGUUUUUUUUAAGCUGGUGUUAAACCAAAAUCAAGUUUGUGUUGGUGUGUUGGCUUUUUCAUUAUUCCAGGCUUUUGAUUUUAAUAAUGAUCCGAACGGGUAUAAAAUCCAGUUUUUUAACUUAUUUUUUAAGAUUGUUCCAUUGUAAAUAGACUCCAGAUUCAACCUACGGACAUGUGGAAUGAGUGCACCGGCUGUUCUUUGUUGCAGUGGGGUCAUUUCCCUGUAGAAAGACUAAACUCCAUCCUGCUGACUUGUUCUGUCUGGUGGAAGAACACUGAGUUCCAUGCAGUUAGAAGCUGGAAGAAGUAGCAGACAAUGGGAGGAGAAGUGGUGUCUUAGAAGGACACAGUAUCCCAACCACAUGAUGGAAGUGAGAACAGACUUGGGGGGGCGGGGGCAGAAUCAUGUGGCAAAUUCUGAUUGUGUCACUUGAUGUCCUUUCCAACAAGCAUAUUGGGCUGAUCUUCCUGUUUUGCUCUUGUUCAAAAUGCCCAGAGCAUUGAUUGUCUCCCCUCUCCAACCUCUGCUUGCAGUUUUUCAAGACAGGAAAGGAAGGUGGAGUUUGGAAGGCACUCUGGUGUGAGGCACAGACUGUUAGUCUUCCAUGGACUGAGACAGCUGCUUCUGGGAAGCCUUGAUAUGUGCUCAUCUGAGUGAUGUCUAUCAGUAUGUAAACUGUGGAGUUCCAAGUCUUAUUUGAUAUACUGCCUCAAAUCAUUUGGAUCAAAGACAGUUUUGGGGUUUCAGGCAUUCCUAGUUUGGUACGACCCCCUAUUAGCCAAAGGGGAAAGUUUGCUUUCUUAGUCUAACCCCCCUUUCCCAAGCUUGAAGCAGGCAACUGUACACCUGGUUUCCAUGGAAUGAGCACAAUGGCUGCUGUGGGAGAAGACCCAAGUGUUCCUGGUCCUAAUCCAGUCAGUAGGACCAGUCCCCAAAUUGUAGCAGGUGAUGCUGCCUGCCCCGUAGCUGGUAGGUAGCUGCGUCAUUCAUUCAGUGUGAUUUGUGCACGGGCCCUCAUUGUUAAAUAAUGAGUGAAAACUGUCAUCUUGCGGAGAUUCAUUCUGGUAAGCGAGAAGCUGUUUCCACAUCAGUUGGUGUUCCAAAAAGCUUCAAGUGGAAUAUUGGUAGGACUGGAGUUGCUGCCUGCCAACAGGACUACAAAGGAUAAAGACAAGGAAGCUGCUGUCAUGUAUGUGCCUCUGGUGGAGGGAAUUUGGAUGAGGGGCUGCCACCUAUUCCCUCUGCUCAGCUGGUUCUGCCGUUGGCCUGUGCGCAAUAGAAGCAGCUUCUGAGGUGGCCAGUCUCCAGGUUUCAACCCCUUUCUUUUCUAAUAGCCUGUCACCUUGUCUUCUAGGCACAUGGAGGGAAAGCCUAUGUACUCCAUGGCAUAGCUGAAAGUA
Messenger RNA from Gekko japonicus, 4851 nucleotides. RefSeq names its product discs, large homolog 3 (Drosophila) (gene DLG3). The record is from RefSeq and is a predicted model, not a curated record. NCBI's taxonomy places the organism in Eukaryota, Metazoa, Chordata, Lepidosauria, Squamata, Gekkonidae. The coding region runs from base 1 to 2583 and encodes 860 amino acids. Gene Ontology annotation, cellular component: postsynaptic density membrane; neuromuscular junction; neuron projection. The transcript is spliced from 21 exons. Gene Ontology annotation, molecular function: kinase binding. Gene Ontology annotation, biological process: chemical synaptic transmission.